AUGAACAAAGUUUAUGAAAAUCUGCCAAAACAACUAACUGGUAUGAAAACACUGUCAUACAUUGACCAAGAGGCAUUUAAGGAUCUGCCUAAUUUAAAGUACCUUGGGAUCACCAACACAGGUCUAACCUCUUUCCCUGGGCUCCAGUACGUUCAGUCCAGCCAAGAGGAUUUUAUUUUGGAGAUAGUGGAGAAUGUCUUCAUACAAGUUAUACCUGCUAAUUCUUUCAUUGGCAUAUCUGAGAAUGCUCUGACCAUCAUGCUGCAUAGCAAUGGUGUGAAAGAGAUCCAGCAUUAUGCCUUCAAUGGGAGCAGCCUGGAGGAAGUGUAUCUUCACAGGAAUGUGGAUUUGGAGCGAAUAGAUGAAUUUGCAUUUCAUGGCGUGAUUUGUGGCCCAACUCAUUUAGACCUUUCAGAAACCAAAGUUAGCUCUUUGCCUUCAAUUGGUAUUGAGACCAUUGAAAAGCUCCAAGCUAAAAACACUUGGGCCCUCAAAGAGCUGCCCCCCUUUAGAGCCUUUCUCCAUUUACAGAGCGCUGAAUUGACCUUCCCAAGCCAUUGCUGUGGUCUCAAAAUGAUGAAAAGAUGGAGAGGACACUCUGAGGCUGUUGUUUGCAACCUGACCCCAACUGCUUUGGGAAAGCUGCAGGAAUCCUCUGCAGCUCUCUCUCAGAAGUAUCUGGGACACAAAAUCUACCAACAUCUAAAAGACAACUUUGGCAUCCCGGUGGCUGGCAGCACAAAUCACAAUGAUCACAGCCCAACUCAACUGUCUCAAAAUGAGGGUUUGUUUCAUGUGGAGUUACAUACAGAGCACCUCAGUGAAGGUUUUGACUUUGCACUGUGUAAUGAACUUCACACAGAUGGACUCUUGUGCACCCCCUUACCUGAUGCCCUGAACCCCUGUGAGGAUGUGAUGAGUCAAGGCUUCCUGAGGGUGUUGGUCUGGUUGGUCAGUCUGUUAGCCAUUUCAGCCAACCUCCUGGUGAUGUUCAUCCUGUUGACGAGCAGGCAGAAGUUGUCUGUUACCCGUUUUCUCAUGGGUCACUUGGCGUUUGCAGACUUUUGUAUGGGGAUUUACUUACUGCUCAUUGCAUCUGUUGACCUCUACACACGCUCCCAUUAUUACCACUAUGCAAUAGCCUGGCAAACAGGAAGUGGCUGCAAUUUAGCAGGGACAUUGUCAGUGUUUGCCAGCGAGCUGUCUGUGUACACCUUAACUUUAAUCAGCCUUCAGCGCUGGCAUGCCAUCUUCUACGCAAUGAGGCCAGACAGAAAAAUUAGGUUACGCCAUGCAGCUGUGAUGAUGCUUGUCGGCUGGUUGCUGUGUGUGAUCCUAGCACUGCUACCAGUGGUCGGUGUGAGCAGUUACCAGAAAGUGAGCAUCUGCUUACCUAUGGACACUGAGACAACGGCUGCUCAGGCCUAUGUGGUCUUUGUCCUCAUGGCUAAUGUCAUUGCUUUUAUUGUGGUGUGUUUAUGUUAUUUCCACAUCUAUAGUAUGGUGCACAAUCCCCAUCACCAGUCCAGCAGAUGUGAUACUAGCAUGGCCAAACGCAUGGCUGUUCUAAUUUUCACUAACUUUCUGUGUCUGGCUCCCAUUUGCUUCUAUGGCUUGUCUGCAGCUCUCCACCAACCAUUGAUGACUGUCACAGAUUCCAAGGUACUACUGGUGCUUUUCUAUCCUCUCAACUCCUGCGCACACCCGUUUUUUUAUGCUAUCCUGACAAAGGCCUUUCACCGAGACAUCCUGAUGUUGCUGAGCCGAAUGGGGCUAUGCCAGCAGCAAGCUUACCUUUUUCAAAGCCAGUAUUACUCCCCACAUACACAAAGAGACCAUCUCUGCCCCACAGUCCAGCCCCCAGAUCCCAAAACAUUUAAGUAUGAGAAUCACGAAGCAACAAGAUACCCCAAAAUGUAUCUUUAAAUUUGAUUAAUAAUUUGUUCUUGCUGUAGUAGAUGCUGUAGUAAAUUUAAGGGACCAGUGUGUAGGA
This is a messenger RNA of Morone saxatilis (striped sea-bass), 1993 nucleotides long. Its product is annotated as thyrotropin receptor-like. Gene Ontology annotation, cellular component: membrane. Gene Ontology annotation, biological process: G protein-coupled receptor signaling pathway. The transcript has 9 exons. Gene Ontology annotation, molecular function: thyroid-stimulating hormone receptor activity. The record is from RefSeq and is a predicted model, not a curated record. The coding region runs from base 1 to 1926 and encodes 641 amino acids. NCBI's taxonomy places the organism in Eukaryota, Metazoa, Chordata, Actinopteri, Moronidae.